AUGGCCUGGCUCCUCCACGGCAUCUUGCUUGGAGAUGUUUCCCUGUUCCUUGUCGAGAACAAGACUGGGAAGGAACAGAGCAGGAAGCUCUGGCAUUUUGAUAACAGAAAAGGAUUGGGGGUCUGGCAGAAGAUGGUCAGGCCUCUCAUUGAUGUUUCAGACAGGUUUUGGAUUCAGAUUAUUGCAUCCUGGAAAGUUGGAUCAGAAGCCAUCAUUGCUUUUGAUAAUGUGUCACUCAGUCUGGACUGUUACCUAACAAUCAAUGAAGAGAAGACAUCUCGAGACUACAGUCCAGACGCAGGCAAUCUGCUCACAGAUAGAGGCAGAGGGGAAAGACAUUUUACAGAAGGGCCAACACAGGAACCUACACCAUUUAGCUAUGGAGAUAAUUGGCUGUUUACCACUUGUGGUGCCAGCGGCCCUCACGGGCCCACUCAGACCCAAUGCAAUGAUGCCUACAGGAAUGCCAACCUCAGUGUAUUGAUAGGGACAGAAGAAAAUUUCCCAGGUGUACAGAUCUGGAGAGUACCUGCUACCAAUACCUACAGCAUCUCCACCUAUGGGGCAGCUGGUGGCAAAGGGAAGAACACUAUAAUGAGGUCAAACGGUGUGAAUGUGGCAGGGAUAUUUAAACUCCAGAAGAAUGAAACCUUAUAUAUUUUGGUGGGGCAACAAGGAGAAGAUGCCUGUCCUAGUACCAACCAUAUCAUUCAGAAAGUCUGCCUUGGAGAGAAUAAUGUGGUUGAAGAUGAAAUUAAAGUAAACAAGAGCAUCCAUGAAUGGGCAGGAGGAGGUGGAGGAGGUGGAGGAGCAACCUACAUAUUUAAGAUGGAGAAUGGAAAGCCAGUCCCUUUGAUCAUUGCUGCAGGAGGAGGUGGUAGGGCCUAUAGGGCCAAAGUAUAUACAUUCAGUUAUGAAAGACUGGAGAAUGAUACCUCUAUACCAGGGCUCAAUGGGAAACCAGGAGCUGCAGGUGGUGGAGGUGGCUGGAAUGAUAACACUUCCUUCCUCUGGUCAGGAAAAUCUUUGCUGGAAGGCGCUAUCGGAGGAAAAUCCUGCCCCCAGGCCAUGAAGAAGUGGGGGUGGGAGACAAGAGGGGGUUUCGGAGGGGGUGGAGGGGGGUGCUCCUCAGGUGGAGGAGGCGGAGGAUACAUAGGAGGCAAUGCAGCAGAAAACAAUGACCCAGAGAUGGAUGGAGAGGAUGGUGUGUCUUUUAUAAAUAACCAGUAUGGUACCUUGUUUACCCCAGCAUUAAAAGUGACUGAGGGGCAUGGUGAAGUCAAUAUCAAGCUGUAUGUGAACUGUAGCCACUGUGCUCAUGACUUGUGCUACCGGGAUGUGAAAACACAGGAGGUUGUUUGCACUUGUCUCUAUGGAUAUGUGUUGGCUGACAAUGGCAUCUCUUGCUCAGCUGAAAUGGUGCUUCCAACAAAGAAUCCUCCUCUCUCCUUGGUCUUGUCUGUAGUGACUUCUGCCCUUGUUGCUUCUCUCAUUCUGGCCUUCUCAGGGAUUAUGAUAGUGUACCGCCGGAAACACCAGGAACUACAAGCCAUGCAGAUGGAAUUACAGAGCCCUGAGUAUAAACUGAGCAAGUUGCGCACCUCCACCAUUAUGACCGACUACAAUCCCAAUUAUUGCUUUGCAGGGAAGACAACUUCCAUUAGCGACCUCAAAGAGGUGCCCCGGAAAAAUAUCUCUCUGAUAAGGGGUUUAGGCCAUGGAGCCUUUGGGGAGGUGUAUGAAGGCCAGGUGGUUGGGAUCCCCAAUGAUCCUAGUCCCUUGCAAGUGGCUGUAAAAACUUUGCCAGAGGUUUGUUCAGAGCAAGAUGAGCUGGAUUUUCUCAUGGAAGCUCUUAUAAUCAGUAAGUUCAGCCAUCAGAAUAUAGUGCGCUGCAUUGGGGUGAGUCUGCAGGCACUGCCACGCUUUAUUCUGCUGGAGCUCAUGGCUGGAGGAGACUUGAAAUCUUUCCUGAGAGAGACACGGCCUAGACCGAGCCAUCCCUCAUCACUGGCCAUGCUGGACCUCCUACACGUGGCUCGUGACAUCGCUUGUGGCUGUCAGUAUUUGGAAGAAAACCAUUUUAUUCACAGAGACAUUGCUGCUCGAAAUUGCCUACUUACUUGUAAAGGUCCUGGAAGAAUAGCUAAAAUUGGAGAUUUCGGAAUGGCACGGGACAUAUACAGGGCCAGCUACUACAGAAAAGGAGGUUGUGCAAUGCUUCCUGUCAAGUGGAUGCCACCUGAGGCCUUCAUGGAAGGAAUAUUUACAUCCAAAACAGAUACCUGGUCAUUUGGAGUGUUGCUGUGGGAAAUAUUCUCUCUUGGAUAUAUGCCUUAUCCCAGCAAAAGUAACCAGGAGGUCCUAGAGUUUGUAACAAGUGGAGGAAGGAUGGAUCCACCCAAAAACUGUCCUGGCCCGGUGUAUCGGAUAAUGACCCAGUGCUGGCAACAUCAGCCUGAGGACAGGCCAAAUUUUGCCAUAAUAUUGGAGAGGAUUGAAUACUGCACCCAGGAUCCUGAUGUCAUCAAUACUGUUCUGCCUGUGGAAUAUGGUCCAUGCAUUGAAGAAGAAGAAAAGAUUCCAGUCCGUCCUGAAGACCCAGAAGCAAUUCCUCCUCUGUUAGUCUUGCCACAGCAAGAGAAAAGGGGUGCUGAACAACUCCUGCCAUCCCCUCUCUCUUUGGCUUUAGCCAUCCAGCCAGGAAAGCCUCUCAUGAAAGUGGCUGGCGUUGAGCAACCACCAGUCCGGGCUAAUGUACAGGCACCCUUGGAAGGAGGACAUGUCAACAUGGCAUACGCUCAGUCCAACCCUGCAACUGAGCUCCAUAAAGGUGGGGGGUCCAGAAACAAACCCACCAAUCUCUGGAACCCGACGUAUGGCUCUUGGUUUUCAGAGAAACCAGUUGUCAAAAACACUUCACAGGUGGAAAAAGAGGCAACUGAAAGAGAAGGUUCAGGGCACGAAGGGAACAGUACUUUGGGACCCAGCAUUGUGGCUGGACGGCUACCAAGCUCCUCCCUUCUUCUAGAACCAUCUUCGCUGACAGCCAGUGUUAAAGAAGUGCCUCUGUUCAGGCUCCGCCAUUUCCCCUGUGGGAAUGUUAACUAUGGAUACCAACAGCAGGGCUUGCCUUUGGAAACCUCGGCCUCACCCUUGUGCCAGCAGUUACGAGGGCCCUCACCUUAGAAACCUGGUCCAUCUGGGGUCUUGAAAGUCUCCAGUUCUCUUGACUUUCUUCCUGUGUGAGCCAUGACUCAUGAGCCUUGGAGUAAACCUCAGUAUCAUCCAUACAGCAAGCAUGAGAACAAGAAGAUUCCCUUCUGUUAUGUGCCAAUAUGCUCUGAAGUGGCAUCCUUUGAAACUAUGCUUUUUUCCAGCACUCAAGAAGCUUCAGUUUUUCAGAGCCCCUUCCUACACACACACACACACACACACACACACACACACACACACAUCAGUAUUAUCAGCAAGGCCCCAUUCUCAGUUGCAUAAAAUCAUCUGCAUGGUUGUUAUGCUAUGUGCUUUCCCAUGCACCGUUUCCUCUUGGUUGUUUGUGUGCUGUUUCAGGACUCACAGUCCAAGUGUUUAAUGUGUGGAGAUUUCCUCUACUGCCAGAUGCAAAAUAUGGAAAUCCCUCUUGAUGUCAGAGAUUUGAGGAGAGGAUGGGGAAAAGUCAUAUUCAUAACAAGAAACAAUGUUAUCUCUGAAAGGGCACAUAGCCAAUGCAGCUACAGAGUGCCCCUUCUACAAAAACCAUGGUAUCAUUGGCAAGAAAACUAAGUUGAUCACACUGCUUUCAUUCCCAAGAAGGACAUUGCAGAAAAUUGAAUAACAUGAUAAUAUUAUAUAAUGCAUCUUGAUGAAAAUAUGACAUCCUGUUAAUACUGUAAUGGGACAACAAAGAGCAAGCAUCAUUCAGUGUGUAUUCAUUUUUAGGGGGUUAUGCUACAUUUUAGAGCAGGGGCUGGGAACCUUUGAGAUUUGGAACUAACACUCUUGCAUUCCUUUAACAUCCAUUGUGUUGGCUGUGUUUAGCUGAAAAGAGCUGAACUCAGAAACAUUUGAAAGGUCAAAGGUUCUUUCUCCCUAAUUUCAAGGCUGAGGAAAAGACUAGCAAGACAGUAAAAUCCCGCUUGUAAAAGAAGGAAAUCACUAGUGUUAUGUAUACAUUAACAGUGUGCAGGUAGAAUUUGUACAGAUGGUAAAGCACAGAUAUAGCUCUAAAUUAUGUUGUUCUGCACCAGGAUAUUAUUAUUUAUUAAUGCAGCAACAACUAUGUACGCAUGCCACUUUAGGGGCUGUGCAAAAAGGUUUGUGAAAUAGGAGUAUUUUGAGAAGGGAUGUUUUAGAUCAUCAGCCACUGACCAUCCCUCAGUCAUGGAUCUGUUGGAAUCAAUAUGCACACUAAAAAAUCACCACUUGAGUAUCAAGGCUGGAAUAACUGACUAUUUCAGUAUGUUGUCCAACUCACCCAACAUACCAUAGACCAAACUUUGAGCAUACUUCAAAAGCUUCUGUGAAGAUUAACAAAAAAGCUUGUCAAAGUAACCUCCUAUGAAGCAGGUGCCAAAAUUCAUCUUACAUAAGCAACAUAACUAAUGGAUUCGGGAGGCACUGGUCAUGCUUGUUGCAUAAGCACGACUGGUAUCACAAAUUCGUAGGUUACUUCACUGUUGCAGGCAGAUAAGUUGACAUGCUGUCCUUCAGGAUAUAGGAGAAAUAAUUUCAACCUUGGAUCUCCAGACUCAUUAAACAAUGGGGAUAAUCUGCUGCAUAUACCUCAAUGAAGUUAAGUGGGAAAUGUACAUGGUCAUACCAGCCUGGCUCUCACAUUAUUCCAAUGGAUACUAUAAAGGAGAAUGAAAACUAGUUUAUGCCUAAUGCCUCUGUGUCAAGGGCUUAUAAUACUCCUUCCACUAAAUAAAUGCAGCUGCAAUUCUGUGCACAGUUACACUACGUAAGACACAUUGAUUUGAUUGGGAUUUUAUAUGCAAAGGAAGAAGCCUGACCUUCUUGAAUGAUAGGCAAAAAAACAUCCACAUUCCAUGGAAGGAGCAGUAAAUCAAUGAGACAAUGAGCCUGAAUUCUUAAUAAAUUACAGUUGAAAAAAUCUAAUCAUGGAUCCCAAUUUCACAAUAAUAGGUCUUGUUCUGUUCACGGGAUGACCAAGAACCUUGAAGCGUAGCUCAAACAGCUCAAGCUUGACCCUAAUUUUCAGCCUGCAGUCACUGGCAGUCUUUGUUUCUUGUGUUCAUAAAGCAGUUCUGUCCUAGCCAUGACUUAGAAAGUUUUAUUUUUAAGAUCAGCAUCCCUGUUUAUUGCAGCAGAAGCAAAGUAUAUAGGUUAGUAAUUCCACAGCUCUUGUGCUCAACACUGCCAUUUGCUCACAGCAGGGGGCAUGCGCCACCUGCAUGAAUUGCCUUUGGGGGUAAUUAUUAAACAUAGACCAUGAGACUCUGUAAGAUGCAAGAGAUACGUGAAACAUUUCUCAUCUGCUAAGAGUAUAAAGGAGUACUCAUCUGCAUUCCUGCAUUGUCCUUACGAACCACUGCUGCAUGGUUUUUCAUGUACAUAAAUCCAAUGGCAUAUUGCAGGAGGCUCUCCCUGCCCCACAGUCAGAUUGUUUUGUUACAGUCUUGGUAGAUUUUAGAGGUCAAGGGAAGUAUCUAAAAUCAGCAGGCCUCCCCCAGCCAUCCCAAUAUAAUAGGGAAAUAAAGGAAGGGCUUGGUUUUAUGCUGAUACUUGUUUGGGAAGCUUAGACCCAUCAACGUAAGCAGAACUUCAGAACAACCAUCAGCAGGGUUAUUUAUAGGGCUGGCUCAUUGCUGAAAUGGAACAGUCAAUCCUCUUAAAUAUCUAGCACAGGUGGGUGAUAAAGGAUUUGAGUCACCCUGCAGCAGAAUAACAUCACACUAGUAUAACUAGAGCAGCAUUUCACUGUAAGGCAGACACUACAUUAGCCUAAACUCAAAUGCAGACAAUAAUGCUGGCUGCAAUAGCAUCAGAAAUAAAUGGGAACAGUGGAGUUUCAUACAAAGAUACUUUAUCCCCCACAGGCUCCUAUUGCCUUAGGCAGAAGUCAUUUCCAACACAUGAUCAUGCGAGGCAGCAAGGAGUAUGGAUCAGCUGAACAUUUAUUACCAUCUCAGCUUUCUAAAUGCUUUUCCUUUGUCUGCUCAGAGACUUGGGGCUGAUUACAAGAUAGUGUAACCUUUGAAGGCACUUUAGAGAAUACACCAGAGAGUGUACAAAUGACCCUAUCAGGCCUUUGAGCAACAAUGAGUGGGACAUUAGAUGUUGCUGUAACAUAUAGGACUUAGAAGCCCUUCAGUAGUUUCAACGCAACAAUCAUUCCGGGAAUAUUAUGUGCCCCUAUUAUCAAUUGCACAAUACAUUUCAUUAUGACAAAAACAGAAUGAAGGAUGGCAAGUCACAGCAGGGAAUAGAAUUAGUUAGCCAUGGUGCCAUAAGAAAAGUUGAGCAAAAAGCAAGUUAGCUGGGGAGGGGAUAGCCCACCCA
Sceloporus undulatus (fence lizard) is the source of this 6519-nucleotide messenger RNA. RefSeq names its product ALK tyrosine kinase receptor-like. The transcript has 21 exons. Gene Ontology annotation, molecular function: transmembrane receptor protein tyrosine kinase activity; ATP binding. The record is from RefSeq and is a predicted model, not a curated record. NCBI's taxonomy places the organism in Eukaryota, Metazoa, Chordata, Lepidosauria, Squamata, Phrynosomatidae. Gene Ontology annotation, cellular component: membrane; signaling receptor complex. Bases 1 to 3186 code for a protein of 1061 amino acids. Gene Ontology annotation, biological process: multicellular organism development; positive regulation of kinase activity; regulation of cell population proliferation.